GGUCUAGGAAACCGAGUGCCCGCCGACGUUAUUGGAGUGGGCCUUAACCGUAAAUCCCGGCCGGCAGAUAGAAUUUUAUCUGUUAUUGGGAGGGUUUACCGUAUUGCAGGCACUUGUCUAUGUAUUUAAUGUAGGAUAAGGAUCAAAUGCUUAUAACAUGGAAAGUGUCAGAAAUCUGGAAGAUGAAACAUUUCCAAGCUUUCUGUUGCAGUCUGAGAGAGGCAAUAGCAGUGAAAUUCUGGGAAAUGUUACUGUCUCAUCAAAUUUUGGACUGCCUAUGGCUGCUUCAACAGUUGCUAAAAACAAAUCUGACUUGGGGAACAGAGCACCAGAUGUUCAAUCUUCAUACUUGGAAGAAGUAAGAUUUUCUACAGUGGAUACACAUUCAUCUAAUGUUUUGAACUCUGAAACCUGUCAAAAGUUUGCACUUAGUUUCAAAGAUGAGUUAGAACAUGUUGAUGACUUUCUUGAUGCUCACUGUAUUCCUGAUGUGAUGGAAAAGCACUUGGAUGAAUUUGGUUCCUUGCUCUCAAAAGUAAAUCCGCAACAUGCAUUACCAGGGCAACACAACAAUGCACAAGAGAGUUCUCCUGUGUUGGAUUGUUUGACUGAUAAUGAGAAAGGAAAUAAGGUUGAUGACCCAAAGGACCCUGGAACAUCCCCUGGAACGAAACAAACGGAUGAGGAUUUGGACAUUAGACGAUACAGCGACAGUCUAGCUAGUUUGUUAGAAGAUGAAAGGCUGUUGUCGCUGGCUAGUUUAGAAGACCAGUCCACAGAUGAUGAGUUUGAUGCUGAAGCAUUUGGUGAUGAGAGGCUGGACGUUUAUUUCAAACAGUUGGUCCCGCCAGGAAUGCAGAGGGGUCAUACUGAAGGACAAGAACUCCCCGAAGUCCAUGCUGCACUUCGAGUACCCAGUAAUAAUCCAACCAGAUGGCACCAGGAUAAUUUUCAAGUGCCUCCUGUUCGACAAGCAGCUACUGGAAUGGAUUCUGCACCAUCAAGUGGUGAAUUGGAGGCCGUCCGACAGAGUACUUUGCAAGGACAGUUGUUGAUCUCUAGUUCAGCAAGGCAAUUGCUUCGAGAGAGCAAUCAUCCCAGCUUUAGACCAGGACUGGAAGGUGGUAGUUCUGAUGAGUCUAUUGGACCACUUGAUGAAAUAAAUGAUGUUGGAUUUGAAUUUAGAAGAAGAGCAGAGGGUCAGGUCAUAAACUCACCAGUUGUGGGUGAUGGAGGUGGUGGAGGGGAUGGUAGUAGUGGAAGUGAAGAUGAUGGAAACAUUGGUGUAUCAGCUCGUCUUUCUAAUUCUACAAUCUAUGGUGAUCGAUGGGGAUGUGAAAUGGUGAACAGAAAUGUAGCUGGCGAAGAAGGUGACCAUGAUAGUACAGUGACUGUUUCCUCUAAUACUGCAACACUUGAAAAUUUGCGAGGCCUCGGAAUAAUGGACAGAAAUGUUGCUGGUCAAGAUGAACCACUAAGUGUGCCUCCAUCAGGAGGGAAUAGGGAAUUUAUUGCUGCUCAAAAUGAGGCAGCGGGUCGGUUAGAUCCUCUAGGCAAUGGAAAAGUCAUCACUGCGGUUCCGGGAAUACCUCUCAAUUUAUCCUCCAGAAGAAGUUCAACGCGACACCACCAGGAAGCUUCAGAUGUUAUAAAUACCAGCGUAUAUGAUGAACCGAAGCUGGAUUCUGUAUAUUUUCGUCCUGUAAGUGGCAAUGUUACCACAGAUGACCAGUUAUUUUCUACAGUCCAAGGCACACCCUUUCGUCUUUCACAGAUUACCUGCACAUCUUCUGGAAAUGACGUCACGGAUCUGAGAGAUGGACCUUCUGGAGACACAGUCGGCCACAUGGCAGCCAGAGGAAGAGGUGAUGCUGAUAAGACCUUAAGUGCUGAUUCAGGUCCACCUCUUGCUGCUGCCUACUUAUCACCUGUGAAUCCAGAUGGAAGUACAAGUGAGACGUGGACCGACUCUUCAAAAAGCUCUCCUUUUCAUAAGCAGCGGAAAGCUGAUUGGAAUGCUGGGUGUUCCCAAUGGGAUAAUGAGAAAGGUGAGACACAAAGUGUGGUUUACCAAAAUGAAGAAGGAAACUGGGUGACAGAUCUGGCUUAUUAUUAUUCAUUGGACAAAGAACAGGAUCAGUUCAAUCUACCAACUGAUUUAGUCAAUAGUAUUCAAGAAGAAGCAUUUAUAACUGGCAACAAAGCUGUUGCAUUGAUUGAAGAAGAUCAGGAGCAGUUUGAGGAAGAAAACAAGUUCAUUCAGGAUGACAAAAUGGAUGCCACCUUUACUGAAGGAUUGCUUGGAAAUGAUUCCUGGCAGCUUCCAGCUAAUAGCUACUUGAUGUUGAGAGCAUCACGGGCAGGGUCUGACUUUAUGCAAGGCAGUCAGAGUUAUCUCCGUCUCACUCUGGGCGAAUUCUUUGGUGAGAGAUCAGAGGCUCUUGGAUGUCUUGGAGAACAAAACAGUGGCAUAAAACGGCCUUCAUUUGGAUAUUCCAUAACAUCACCAGAGCGGAGAGCACCUGUUGCUUUAUUUGAACCUGAUUUGUCAAAAGACCACAGUGAAACUCCUGAGCUUGGCAAUGACAAUGCACUUCAUUCAGUUGAGCCUGCCAGCAAGGGUGGUGUCAUUUGGCAUGCUGACCUCUACGUUGCACAGGCAAAACUUCAGUUGUCAGGCAAUACCUCCUAUCUCCCCUGGGCCAUGACACCACCUUUGAACACCAGGCUAUUGAGCCAUUUAUUAAUUCUUGUGAGUCCAAAUCCUUCUCUCAUUGCUAAACCUUCUGCUGUACCAUGGAGUGGAAAGAUCUAUGUGCAAUGUGACAACAUACAGCAGUUAAUUAAAGUACAAAUCCGUGAAGAUGUUAUAAUGGACACUUCGGCAUCUGUGUUAAGCCCGUCUGCUGUGCUAGAUAUGGAACCUUGGACCCCUAACCUUAAUUUGGCAAAACCUCUGUUAAUAUCUCCUCCUACUAAACUAAAGAUUAAGAACAGAACUGUGCACUUUCCCUCAACAUCAGCUGGGUCUACUUCAGAGUCAUUAUUGGAAAUUGAAAAUGGUGGGGAAGAAACUGUGCAGUGGUUUUUAUCUUCAUUUGCACCACCAUAUGUAAAGUGGGUGGAUGAGAGCGGAGACAUUUACAGAGCGACCUAUACAGUUUUUAGGUGCUCUAGAUUGUCUGGAACACUGCAGGCACUCAGUAAAGAGAAGUUGCCAAUUAUGUUUAUGCCUCGAGAUAAAGGUGACUAUUCUCAGUUCUGGGAUUUGGAAUGUCGUCUGGCUGCUGAACCACACAGGAAGCACAAGAUUCAGUUUCAGCUUCAUGGAGCGGGGUCAAAAGCUAAGGAGAGCUCCAAGGAAACUGAUUCAGCCACAAAACUGGUGAAAACUGAAACAGCAAUGAAAACCAGGAAAUCUAUAUCAGAAAGAUUGGCCAGAAAAGGACAAGAACAGCCACCUUUCAAAGGUGUAUUUGCUCCUGAGGAUCUGUACUCGUUUCCAGCAACACCUGUUGGAGAAUCAAGCACAUUAAAGAUUAAUUUGCGCAAUAGUUCAUCUGUUGCGCAUAUGUGGCUUGGAUGUUUGCCAGGAAACUCUGAUGUUUCAAUCUCACCUGAAGUCCAGCAUGUCUCCUGUGUUACCUGAGUAGUUAGAUGGCUGCUCCUAUUCGAUCUUGGGUGUCGGUGAGGAAACUCUGGAAGGCAAGUGUGUUAUCCCGAUGGGCUCCUGGGCACCAGUUGUGGCCUUGAGUGUUGCAGGGGGGAUCUUGUGGCCAGUUCACUCGGGCCUCCUCGAUGUCACAUCACUGUGUUUCUUGUUCCCGCGCUGGUCGAGCCUUGGUUUGGUCUUGGUUUUCAUGAGAUUGGGAAGUCAGGCCUGUGAGAGGUCGGAAGGCUUCUUGGCUUGUGGUUCCAGUGUCGGCGAGGUAUGUAGGUUCUUCCAAUGGGUUCCCGGGCACUAGUUUCGUUCACAAGCGCUUCGAGGGUGGGGGGGUGGUUUCUUGCAGCCGGUCUGGCUGAAUCACUGUGGGGUUUGGUCAUGCUCGCAUGCUGGUUGGGCCUCGGUUCCAGGUUUCCAGUUCCCCUGAGCUUGUGAUUCCAACAUCAGUAAUUUGAGCCUCGUUGGUUAUAGAAUGUUUAAACCUGUAAGUAGAUUUAAGCGAACAUUGUUAUUAAUUCUGAUAUACAUAGAAUUGAGGAUUAGAAGAGCAGAAUGAUUAUAAGAUAUGUAAGAAUGAGAUCUGCUGUAGACAGUUCGCAAAACAUCACCAUCUUUGGGUCUUUGAAUGUUUGUUUUUACCAUCUUACCUGCCAAUAUAUGCGGAAAGGAGUAGAUAAGAAUUCUCUUCCUUCUCUCUCAUCGGAGACAGUUCAGAGAAGGUUCGUUGGAACGUUCCCCGGUAUGGAGAGAUUGUCUAAUGAUCAAAGGCAGAACAGGUUGGGACACUACUCACUGGAGUUUUCUUAUGAGAGGUGAUUAUAAUUGAAAAUUAUAGGAAAAUAAGGGGCUUGACAGAGUAAAUACUAAAAAGAUGUUUCAUCUCAUGGGAGAGCCUAGGACCAGAGAGCACAGUCUCAGAA
Messenger RNA from Rhincodon typus (whale shark), 4584 nucleotides. Its product is annotated as centrosomal protein of 192 kDa. Gene Ontology annotation, biological process: centrosome duplication; centriole replication; centrosome-templated microtubule nucleation. The record is from RefSeq and is a predicted model, not a curated record. Gene Ontology annotation, cellular component: pericentriolar material; centriole; cytoplasm. The transcript is spliced from 25 exons. Bases 158 to 3649 code for a protein of 1163 amino acids. NCBI's taxonomy places the organism in Eukaryota, Metazoa, Chordata, Chondrichthyes, Orectolobiformes, Rhincodontidae. Gene Ontology annotation, molecular function: protein kinase binding.